CAUACACUCAUAUAUAUAACCCCAAAACAAAAGAAUUGCAAACGACACCGAGAGAGAGAGAAUUUUAACUUCUUUCCUUUCUCUCUCUGGUUCAGUAGAAACGAAAGCUCUACCCACAUCAAUGGCGAAGAGAAGAAGCUGCCCGUCGGAGUCGUCUGGAACUACGCCGUGGAGCUGAAGCUACUACUCACGGCUCUGUUAAUCCUCUGCACAUUAGCUACUCUUCUCCAAUUCAUCCCUUCCCGCUUCACCUUCUCCACCUCCGACCUCCGCUUCUGCAUCUCCAGAGUCAUCCCUCCGGCCCAAGUCCAGGCCCUCGCCCAAGCACCGGUCCAGUCAGAUAUAGCCAACGCAACCGCCGUAGCUGCAGCACUACUCUCUUCGCCAGCACCAUCAUCAAUACCAUCUUCCCCGCUGCCAACGCCACCGCCGCCUCCGCCGCCAUCUGUUGAGCUCGACAAGGUGCUCAGCAAUGGCGUCCUCAAACGGGCGUUCAACCCGUACGGCUCCGCCGCCUACAGCUUCAUCACCAUGGGAACUUACAGAGGCGGGAUGAACACUUUCGCCAUUGUGGGUCUGGCCUCGAAGCCUCUCCACGUCUUCUCCAACCCCAAGUACGAGUGCCAGUGGGUCCCCAAUCUCAAUUCGACCCCACCCAUUUCUUCAAUCGGGUAUAAAAUCCUCCCGGAUUGGGGCUACGGCCGGGUCUACACCGUCGUGGUCGUGAACUGCACAUUCUCCCAGCCCAUCAAUGCUGACAACUCCGGCGGUAAGCUCCUCCUAUUAGCCACCACCGAAGGCGGCGGAGACCGGAAUUUCAACACUACCGACACAAUACAGGCCUUAACCGAAGCCCCCGGAACUGUAAACGCCGGAAUCUUCACCGCCAAGCCAAAAUACGACUAUUUCUACUGUGGGUCUUCGUUGUUCGGAAAUCUGAGUCCCCAGAGAGUGAGGGAGUGGAUUGCUUACCACGUCCGGCUGUUCGGGCCGAGAUCCCAUUUCGUAAUCCACGACGCCGGGGGGAUCCAUGAGGAGGUGCUGGAGGUUCUGAAGCCAUGGAUGGAGCUCGGAUACGUGACGCUGCAGGACAUCAGGGAGCAGGAGAGGUUCGAUGGGUAUUACCACAACCAGUUCAUGGUAGUGAAUGAUUGCUUGCACAGGUAUAAAUUCAUGGCGAAGUGGAUGUUCUUCUUUGAUGUGGACGAGUACAUUUACAUGCCUCCCAAGAGCAACAUUAAGUCGGUGCUCGAUUCCCUGUCGGAUUACACGCAGUUCACCAUCGAGCAGAUGCCGAUGAGCAACAAGCUCUGCCUCUUUGAAGAUUACCGCAAAACUUACAGGAAAUGGGGGUUUGAGAAACUUGUGUACAAAGAUGUGAAGAGAGGAAUACGAAGGGACCGGAAAUACGCGGUGCAGCCGCGCAAUGUGUACGCCACGGGCGUUCACAUGUCGCAGAAUGUAGCGGGAAAGACGACUCACAAGACGGAGAGAAGGAUCAAGUACUUCCAUUACCACGGAACCAUUGCCACCCGGCGUGAGCCCUGCCGGCAGCUGAUCAACACGACGGAGACCAAUGUUGACCAAAUACCUUAUGUUGUGGACACAACCAUGAGAAUGGUUGCUGGUUCUGUGAAGAAGUUUGAGCUCAGGAUGAUUGGAGACAGAUUACAAAAGACCAGACAAUAAGAGGCACACCAUUUUCCCACUUUUUUGAAUCUCUUUUUCUUUUUAUUUUUUUAUUUUUUUUUUAUUUUUUUUUAUAUAUGUUAAUGUUUAAUCACAGUUGUACGUAGAACAGAAAAUUCUUUGGAGGGUUGGAAGUUGUUCCUUGUAUAAUGGUUUUUGGUGAAAGGUAUAUAAUAGUUUUUAAAUUUUUAUA
Pyrus x bretschneideri (Chinese white pear) is the source of this 1882-nucleotide messenger RNA. RefSeq names its product galactan beta-1,4-galactosyltransferase GALS3. The transcript has 2 exons. NCBI's taxonomy places the organism in Eukaryota, Viridiplantae, Streptophyta, Magnoliopsida, Rosales, Rosaceae. The annotation marks the transcript as partial. The record is from RefSeq and is a predicted model, not a curated record.